GUCCCAGUUCGCGCUGAAGUUCCUGGACCCGUCGUUUGUCCCCAUCACGAACUCCCUGAGCCAGGAGCUGCAGGAGAAGCCCUCCAAGUGGGCCUUCAACCGGACGGCCUUUGCCCAGCAGAGGCAAGAAAUCCUUCAGCACGUUGACGUGAUAAAGAAUUUUUCUUUGACCAAGAGCAGUGUUCGGAUUGGACAGCUGAUGCAUUACGAUUAUUCCAGCCAUAAGUAUGUUUUCUCUAUCAGCAAUAACUUCAGGUCUCUGCUUCCUGACGUGUCACCCAUCCUCAACAAGCACUACAACGUCUGUGCCGUGGUUGGGAACAGCGGGAUCCUGACCGGCAGUCAGUGUGGCCAGGAAAUAGAUAAAUCUGAUUUCGUUUUCCGGUGCAAUUUUGCUCCAACUGAGGCUUUCCAAAAAGAUGUUGGGAGGAAAACCAACCUUACAACUUUCAACCCCAGCAUCCUGGAGAAGUAUUACAACAAUCUUUUGACCAUUCAGGAUCGCAACAACUUCUUUUUAAGUUUGAAAAAGCUCGAUGGGGCCAUUCUUUGGAUCCCUGCUUUUUUCUUCCACACGUCAGCAACCGUCACGAGAACACUGGUUGACUUCUUUGUGGAGCACAGAGGGCAACUCAAGGUCCAGUUGGCUUGGCCAGGAAAUAUAAUGCAGCAUGUCAACAGAUACUGGAAGAACAAACACUUGUCACCGAAGCGGCUGAGCACAGGUAUUCUCAUGUACACCCUCGCGUCUGCCGUCUGCGAGGAGAUCCACCUGUACGGAUUCUGGCCCUUUGGGUUCGACCCCAACACGAGGGAGGACCUCCCGUACCACUACUAUGACAAAAAGGGAACAAAGUUCACAACCAAGUGGCAGGAGUCCCACCAGCUGCCUGCAGAGUUCCAGCUGCUCUACAGGAUGCACGGUGAAGGACUGGCCAAACUGACCUUGUCGCAUUGUGCCUAAGAACCGAAAUCUCAAAGUGCCAAAUGAUUGUCUAAAAAGUGCCCAAAACCCAAUUAAACAUUCUACAGAUACAAUUCUAAACAAAAAACAAAAACAAA
Messenger RNA from Merops nubicus (carmine bee-eater), 1062 nucleotides. RefSeq names its product ST8 alpha-N-acetyl-neuraminide alpha-2,8-sialyltransferase 3 (gene ST8SIA3). The annotation marks the transcript as partial. Gene Ontology annotation, molecular function: alpha-N-acetylneuraminate alpha-2,8-sialyltransferase activity. The transcript is spliced from 3 exons. Gene Ontology annotation, biological process: oligosaccharide metabolic process; N-glycan processing. The record is from RefSeq and is a predicted model, not a curated record. NCBI's taxonomy places the organism in Eukaryota, Metazoa, Chordata, Aves, Coraciiformes, Meropidae.